AUGGAUCACGAAGACUAUAAGUACAUCGUGGUGGCAGCCUAUCGAUGCCAAAGGGAGUACAUGAAUGAAAAGGCGGCGGAGUUUUUGGACAAGGAUCUAUAUGUACCGGAUGGUCCUGAUGACCAAGAAGGAGACGCUCCUAUGGAACUCGUGGAGGAACAUCGGCCUGAUGAAGUUCCGUCAGAUCCUGAGGGUGAUGAAGGUGAUCAAAAACAUGAUCCUGGCGGACCAGAAACUUUGGAUGAUGCAGUUGAAGGACUGGCCCAACGUGAUGAGUGGAUUACUGUCUACUUGACACGGCCUUUGAGGGGCCGAACGACGCACUAUGUGGUUCAAGCCGCUGAGGAGAUCUUGUUGCAGCUGAAACAGACUGGGCUGCAUGCCUUGGCAGGCGGUGACCCAGCGGGAAACAGUACCGCAGAGUUGGGCAUAAAAUGGGCCAAGGCGGCCGGGUCGAGAUGGAAACGGGGCUGGUAUCGAGGACCAGCGAUGGAUGUUAAGAGGGGUCACCUGAUUGCCAGAGAAGAUGGUGGCCUCACUGUCGCGAAGAGCGUGAAGUUUGGAGCCCUUGACCCCGAAAACGAGGUGAAAGGAAUCCGUUUUAUAGCCAUAGCGGAGGGUCUCCCUGAGGUUGGGGAAGAAAUCCAGAAUUUCCUCAUGGUACACGGGCGCCUUCGUGCAUGGAGGUUUUCGGCCUUGGGAUUGGCUAUGAAUGCACAACUCGGCCUUCACCGAGAUCUACAUAACUUCCAUUUCUGCAGAAACUAUGUGUUGCCACUGCGGAGCUUUGAGAAGGGUGCACUAUGGGUACAGGACGAGGAGGAUAUGGAUAUGGGCUUCAAUGUUGAUCAUCGUGCUCUGGCGGAAGGGGACGAGGAACCUGGGGCUUUGGAGAGCUGCGCCUUUGCGGAGAUUCAUGACUAUGAUUUCCUUUGUCAAGAAGAAGGUCAAAAGCCUCUCCCCGCUCGAGAUCAUGGUGAAUGGGUUCGUGACCGAGCAGCCGCUACAAUGAUGAAGAUUGUGAAGAAGGCUGAAGUGCAGUACACCAAGGGCAUGGAGGAGCUCCUUUCCGAGAUCAAGGAGAGUGGGAAACCAUUGGAAGUGACGCACAAUGUCAGUUUGAGUGAUGUACGAAAAAGCCUGGAGGCAUGGAAACAAGCCCUCAAGGAAUUCCAGAACUUGAGGGAUUCCAAGAAUGCGUUCUCAGUGAGGAGGAGGAAUGAACUACCACAUGGGUGCAUGAUCGUUCCAUGCAAGGGUGUCUACACCGUGAAGCCAGGCAAGGGAGGUGAUGGUUUUCGGAGAAAGGCCCGGUUUGUGGCUUGUGGCAACCAUGUGCAGGAGGAGGAAGGCACUUUCGACCUCUUCGCGGCGGGUGGGUGGCUGGGUGAGGCUGUUGCGAGGGAACCUCCAGCCAUCGCUUACGAGUUGGGCCUGGCCUCGCCAGGCGAGGUCUGGUUUAUGGAACAAGCCAUUUACGGUCUGCGUGAGUCCCCAGCCCUUUGGUCCCGGUUUCGAGAUGAACAGUUGAAGUUGGCCAGAUGGACGAUGGAUGUUGAUGGAGUCCCUACAACAAUGAAGCUCCAACAAAUGGUCUCCGAUAACCUGAUAUGGAAAAUACUCCCAAAGAAUGGAGGGGAGGAGAUCUACAGGUACGUCGUGGUCUACAUCGAUGACCUGCUCCUCCAUGCCGAAGAAGGGGCCAUGAAGGGUUUCUUUGAAUGGGUUUCCGCAAAGUGGGAAGUGGACGCCUUGGACGAUCUUGACUACGACCACCCAAUACGAGUGUUGGGCAUGGAGCUACACCGAGUCCCAGGAGGAGUGGAGCUAGCCCAGCAAGGAUUCAACAAUGAGACGAGCGAGCCCUCAUUGAUGCUGAACCUUGCAUUGCGGAUCCGAAAGGACCCUGACGAAGCGAUCUCGCAGCUCGACAUCUACACAGACUCCUCCUUCGCACCGAGCGGAGGAAGAUCGCAAG
This is a messenger RNA of Symbiodinium sp. CCMP2456, 1978 nucleotides long. NCBI's taxonomy places the organism in Eukaryota, Dinophyceae, Suessiales, Symbiodiniaceae. The record is from the annotation of a GenBank genome assembly.